Messenger RNA from Thamnophis sirtalis, 330 nucleotides. NCBI's taxonomy places the organism in Eukaryota, Metazoa, Chordata, Lepidosauria, Squamata, Natricidae. The record is from RefSeq and is a predicted model, not a curated record.
AUGUCCGUGGAUAAUACCUACCCCCUGCUCCUCAUGAAGGAUAUGCUAAACCACUUAUCCAAAGGCAAGGUCUUCACGAAGCUGGACCUGAGGGAAGCCUAUUACUGCAACCAAAUUAGGGAAGGGGAUGAGUGGAAAACUGCAUUCAACUGCCCCCUUGGCAGCUUCCAGUUCAAAGUCAUGUCAUUUGGCUUACAAGGACCCCCUGCAGUAUUCAUGCAGCUAAUCAACGAAGUGCUGCAUGAGCAUCUAUACCAAGGGGUUCUAGUCUACCUGGAUGCUAUUCUCAUAUUCAGCAAGACCUUAGAGGAACACGUGAAACUAGUGUGA